Dendroctonus ponderosae (mountain pine beetle) is the source of this 1747-nucleotide messenger RNA. RefSeq lists its product as uncharacterized. The transcript is spliced from 2 exons. Gene Ontology annotation, molecular function: ubiquitin conjugating enzyme binding; zinc ion binding; ubiquitin protein ligase activity. Gene Ontology annotation, cellular component: cytoplasm. NCBI's taxonomy places the organism in Eukaryota, Metazoa, Arthropoda, Insecta, Coleoptera, Curculionidae. The record is from RefSeq and is a predicted model, not a curated record. Gene Ontology annotation, biological process: multicellular organism development; proteasome-mediated ubiquitin-dependent protein catabolic process. The coding region runs from base 250 to 1698 and encodes 482 amino acids.
AAACAUACCUAAACCAAUUUUUCUUAUCUGCGCUAGUUUCGUCGACAAAUGACAACCAUACCAGGUUAAUUUUUCGCCAAGGUUUCUCGUAAAAUGUCACGGUUUCAUGUGGGAUUAUUUAUAUUUUGUUGAAACCGCCGCCGGUAUGCACAAGAUGUUCAGGCAUUGUGAGGAGGAGCUAUAAGUAAGGCGAGGAGAAGACCACAUAAUACUGGAGAGGAAUUUAUAUCUCCCAUUUCGAUUAUCAACAUGCGCUCACAAAUUUACCUCUGCCCAGCUGAUCGGAAGUAUGCUUGCAGUUGGGAAGGGCCAUCCGAGAACAUUCUGCAUCACUUCAGCUUAGAACAUGAAGAUCUUCUGUUUCACAAUGGAAGUGUCGAUAUCGCCCUUCAUGUGGCUUCGGAAAACCGACUUCUAUUUGUCGAUGGAGAAAUCUACUUGUUCCAAACGAAAAUCGACCACGACCACGUGAACAUGUACUUAAGAUUUUUAGGGCCCGCCCAUGUGGCAUCCAACUUCAGCUAUGAUAUCGAAGUCUCCGCCAGUGGCAUGAAAAUGAGCAAACAAGACAUUGAAUUAAAAAAUGGCUUUUUUAGUGUCGGUUUAGAGUGCUUACGCACAUUUUUCGGAGAUGUGGAUUUGAUAAACUGCCACCUGAUAAUCAGCGGUGAUUCAACGAGUAUUCAUUCGGAUGACGGCAUUAGUAUUUACGUUAAUCCUCCUGAUAGCUCCGACGUUUAUUUAGGGAAUAUUAAUGAGGACAUGGACGGAGCCCUGUCGGUCUCAAAUUUGGACUUGCAUGACUUUUUCUCCACGCCCAAAGACGGAAAUUCGCCAGUGGAAGUCAUAGAGGGCAAUGACAUGAGUUUCAAUGAAACUCACAGAGCUACAUGGUCUGGGACAAAAUUAAACGGUCCAAAAGUGCGCCCAAGUUCUUUGAGUAGAUCGCAAACAUUCUCGUCUGAGGACGUUCAACGGAGCUCCAUUAUGAAACGGCAGGCAAGCAUGAGGAGCCUCAGCUCCAUCUCUGAAGCUGACUUAAACUUGGUUCUUCAAUGCUCGAAUUGCUCUGGUCAUCUGGCGCCUCCAAUAUUUCUGUGUGCUCAUGGACACAACAUUUGCACAAGCUGCUAUCGCGACACCAGAACAUGUUCGAUUUGCCAGUCGGAUAUAACAGCGGAACGGAACGAAGAGCUCGAAGGCAAAGCUUACAACUAUCAGUAUUCUUGCAUCAACAGCAAGCACGGGUGUCCGCAGAAGUUGCCCUAUCAGGAAAUCAACGACCAUCAGAUAAAUUGCACAUUUUGCGACUAUACUUGUCCCAUAACGCACUGCGGUUUCAAGGGGCCCUACAAACCGAUGUUAUGCCACUUGAACGUGAUCCACAGCAGUGUCAAGCUCUUUCAGUCCUUCAUAGCGAUUUUCCAAAAAACCCAAGAAGUUUUUCUGGUAAACGAGAAAUUGGGCAUUUUCUACUGCACGUGGACUCAGGUCGAUAACAGAAUCGUUUGGAAGGCGAAAUUCUGCGGGCCCAAGUCGAGAAAGUUCUUCUGCGAGCUGAAGUUCCAAAGGAAGAACUUCAAGAAGCCGAUGCUGUUGAGUAGAUGCGACGAUUACUAUUUUAAGGAAAUUAGCAUACCCGAGCUAAAAGAGCUGAAGCUGAAGGCGAAACAUUCAGUGCUGACUGUGACGCGAUGACCAGACAUUAGUAGUUGCUAAACCGUAAUAAAUCGCUAAUGCUAUGGUU